Messenger RNA from Abrus precatorius (Indian licorice), 1227 nucleotides. Its product is annotated as receptor-like protein 43. The transcript is spliced from 4 exons. Gene Ontology annotation, molecular function: protein binding. The coding region runs from base 1 to 1227 and encodes 408 amino acids. NCBI's taxonomy places the organism in Eukaryota, Viridiplantae, Streptophyta, Magnoliopsida, Fabales, Fabaceae. The record is from RefSeq and is a predicted model, not a curated record.
AUGACAAAGGCUAAUGUGUCUCUCCCAAGAAUAAUCAAGUGGGAUGAAGUUUCCCUUCCUGAAAAGUGGGUCCUAGACAAAGCUUUGCCUUGUGUCCCUAAGCCUGCUCCUCAAAUCGAAAAUAUUUCUCAAGAUAAUUUUAGGAAAGUUGAAAUAACUUUUGAUAGGAGAAACUCCUUCUCUUCUAGAGUUGAUGCUUAUAGCAGUCGUUCUAGUUUUGCUUAUGCUAGGAGGUCAUUCUCUUACAGAUCCCAAGCUUCUAGGUCUGAAAUACCCAGAUCCAUUAAUCAUGAUCCUUCCAUAAAUCUACAGGACUACCCUUGGCAAGAGGACAUUAUUAGUACUUCCUCUGCUAAUGUUAUAUCUUGGCAGAUUAAAGAUGGACAAAUCGUUCAAAGUGAGCUGCCACCCACAACUCAAUAUCAGCUUCCAAACCUGAAAGACAAAAGCGAGUCUUCUCUUGAAGUAAAGUGCAUAGAGAGGGAGAAACAUGCACUCCUCAACUUCAAACGAGGCCUCCGUGAUCCUUCUGGCAUUCUCUCUACAUGGAAAGAUGAUGAUUCCAAUGGAGACUGUUGCAUAUGGAAAGGCAUUGAAUGCAACAACGAAACAGGUCAUGUUCACACGCUUAAUAUUCAUGGUCAUGAUACACAGUACUUGACAGAAAUAAUCGACUCCUUUACCAAAUUAAGAUAUCUUAACCUCUCAGAGUCUGGAGUUAGUGGAAGGAUACCUUAUCAACUGGGAAAUCUCUCAGAGUUAGAAUAUCUAGAUCUAAGUGACAAUCAUUUUGAUGGAGAAAUCCAUAUCAGUUUUCAAAAUCUUUCACUAUUGCAAUAUCUUGAUCUUAAAAAAAUUUAUCUUGUUGGAGCAAUCCCUUCUCAACUAGGGAAGCUCUCAAGUUUGAGAUAUCUAGAUCUAAGUGACAAUUAUUUUGAUGGAGAAAUCCCACAUGACUUUCAAAAUCUCUCACUGUUGCAAUAUCUUGAUCUUAAAGAAAAUUCUCUUGUUGGAACAAUCCCUUUCCAAGUUGGUAAUCUUCCAGUCCUGCAUACUCUUAGACUUUCUGGCAAUUUUGAUCUUAAAAUUAAUGCUGCAGAGUGGUUGUCUAGUCUCUCUUUUUUAACAACUCUUGACCUGAGUUCAUUGCCUAAUCUUGGUUCCUCUGAUCACUGGCUACAAACGAUGAGUAAGCUCAUUCCAAACCUGAGAGUUGAGGCUAUCUGA